Filobasidium floriforme is the source of this 1462-nucleotide messenger RNA. RefSeq lists its product as uncharacterized. Bases 215 to 1459 code for a protein of 414 amino acids. Lineage: Eukaryota; Fungi; Basidiomycota; Tremellomycetes; Filobasidiales; Filobasidiaceae. The transcript has 10 exons. The record is from RefSeq and is a predicted model, not a curated record.
AUCGAGCCACCUUGCGUCUUGGCUUAUUUCAUUGGACUUGCCGGAUGACCUGACGUAGACGAGGCAUCUUCCUCUGAACGACCUGACAUUCGACGUCUUCCAGUCCUACGAUAACUGAAUCUUCCCAAUUACUAUCGACCUCGACUGGAGACUUUAGGAAUUGAUUGACCCCACUGAACAUCGUCGACCCCUACGCUCGCGCGCACUAUCAACGAUGCCGGCUACCGCGAUGCUAGAUCCACUGCUUCUCGGAGCGAUGCACACGGACAUGGAUACGAUCAUCAAAGCAGCAGUCGUAGGUCUGGCCGCAGAAGGCCUGAUCCUCGGCUGCGUACUCGUCCAGACGUCCAACUACUUUCGGCUAUUCCCGACCGAUCCUAGGGCUUACAAGGUGCUCGUCACGCUAGGGACUCUCAUGUGCUUAGCACAAUUCAUCCUCUCAACAGUCGCAUCCCUCAAACUCGUCGAGAACGCCUCGGAUUUCACCGGAUACUGGAUGACGGAUCUCAAGUUUCACAUGGUCAUCACGCUCUUCCUGUGUUUCUUCCGAGCUACCGCGGCGGUCUAUUUCAGUCGGAGGAUGUGGGGGUUGACGGGAAAGAGAAUCUAUAUCCUCGUCGGUCUAGUCGUCUUGAUCCUGGUCACCACAGCUUUCGGGAUCACCACGACUGUGUAUGGGUUUCAUCCACCGGAAUUCACCAGUAUAACCCACGGCCCGCGGCUUUUGCAGUGGUUUUCGAAGAUUGGAAAGUUUGCGAAAGCAUGGGCGAUCACUUGUCCCAUCUUGGACGUUGUCAUCUGCUUGACUACUGUGAUCCUGCUUCUGCGGUCCAAAUCCACCCUGGGAGGUUCGGAGAAGACGCUCAUGAAAAAGGUUGUCAUCCUUACCACCGAGACUAUGUUGCCACCAGCGAUCAUGUCGAUCGGGAUCUUACUUUUCUUCGAGAUCAACGGUAUCUUUGGUAGUUAUGAUCGGAGUUUGGUCUGGAUCAUCGGACCGACUUAUUACUUGACAAUUCUGCAUAGCUUGGUAGCUCGGCAACAGUUGGCAGCGAUCAUCUACCCUAUCUCGAUGGACAACAUCCUCCCCAACCGUCAUGCCUCAAGCAACCCCGACCUCUCCCGUAACAAUUCUACCCGAAGACUGAACACCUCUACCCAGUCAUCCACUCAGGGUCAGCUGGAGAUGGGUCAGAUGGCAGACUUGUCCUACGACAAUCGGAUGUCCGAUCAUACGUUCGGUAAGGCCCAAUCGGACGCUAGACAAUGGCAACAUGAACGACGAACCAGUUGGUACGAGGGCAGUCAGACUCCGGCCAAGGCUACCUCGAGCGAUUUCGACGAUUGGAAGGGAAUAUCCGGAUCGGAAAAGUCUUGGAAAGAGUCUGCUGGCGAUACGAGCGUGGAGGAUUCGCCACCUUUCGCAAGGGUUCAACAGCGCCCUUACAGAUACGUUUGAGAG